GUCGUGCCAGUUAAAAAUCCCUCGAAAAAAUGCCUGAAAUAACAAAAUAAUCCGCGACAAAGUGCACAUCGCUGUCAUUAGGACAUAAAUUUUGCGAAAAUUGUCAGGAAAAAGCUCAAAAAUCGUGCAAAAUACUUGAAAACUUCGCAUUACAAGUCUCCGACUGUGUGUGAAAAAUUUUUUCAGGGCACCACAAAAGCCACAAAAAUGAACAAUAUUUCGGCGUACAACAAUUCGGGACACGGCUCCAACUCCGCCGCCGAAGGAUCUUCGUUGGAACGUGGAAGUUGCCUCCUGCGAUAUGCGAGCCAAAACUCCCUCGACGAGAGUUCCCAGAAGCAAAUUCCGCGCCAAAACAUCCGCGAACGUGGAUCUCUCGACGCUUAUCGCAACAACGAUCACACAUCCCGCGCUUUCGACAUCAUGAACAGCAUGCGGCGCGAAAAUUUGCUUUGCGACGUCAUCUUAGUUGCUGAAGAUGUUGAAAUCCCGGCGCACAAAAUGGUCCUCGCUGCAUGCAGUCAAUAUUUUUACGCCAUGUUUACGGGAUUCGAGGAAUCGCGUCAAGACAAGAUCACGUUGCAAGGUGUCGAUCAUCAAGCGCUGCGAUUACUCGUCGAAUAUGUCUACACGUCAGUUGUCGAUGUGACAGAAGAAAAUGUUCAAGCUUUGUUGACGGCGGCAAAUUUGCUCCAAUUAACGGAAGUUCGGGACGCUUGCUGUAAAUAUCUCGAAACGCAACUUGAUCCCACGAAUUGUUUGGGAAUUCGUAAUUUUGCGGAUAUUCAUGGAUGUCUCGAGUUGUUGAACUACACGGAUAAUUAUGUCGAGCAACAUUUUUCGGAAAUUGUUCAAUACGAUGAAUUUCUGAAUUUGACGCAUCAACAAGUGCUGAACCUCAUUAAAAGUGAUCGUUUGUGCGUUCCGUCGGAAGAAAAGGUCUUUGAAAGCGUCAUCACGUGGAUUGAGUACAACGCCAACGAACGACGUCAAUAUUUGGCUUCGUUAAUGGAAAAUGUUCGUUUGCCGCUUCUCACACAAGAUUAUCUCGUGCAACGUGUCGAAAAAGAGCCACUUUUCAAGGAGGAUCUGCUGUGCAAAGAUUACUACAUCGAAGCCCUCAAAUAUCAUCUUUUGAAAGGCGAACAAAAAUUGGCUUUUAAAACCCCGCGAACUGUUCCGCGAGCUCCUGUGGGCCUCCCAAAAGUUCUUUUAGUCAUCGGCGGACAAGCUCCGAAGGCGAUUCGGUCUGUCGAAUGUUACGAUUUGCGCGAGGAACGAUGGUUUCAAGCAGCGGAAAUGCCUUCGCGACGCUGUCGAGCUGGACUGGCAGUGUUGGGAGACAAAGUUUACGCUGUUGGCGGGUUUAACGGGUCGUUGCGCGUGAAAACUGUCGAUGUUUAUUCGCCGUCACGCGAUCAAUGGACAACUUGUACGAAUAUGGAGGCGAGACGAAGUACGUUGGGCGUUGCAGUAUUAAAUGGAUGUAUUUAUGCCGUUGGAGGAUUCGAUGGAUCUACGGGAUUGAGUUCGGCGGAGAUGUAUGAUCCAGCAACUGAAAAAUGGAUAAUGAUCGCUCCAAUGUCAACGAGACGCAGCAGUGUCGGAGUCGGUGUCGUAAAUGGCUUGCUUUACGCCGUUGGAGGUUACGAUGGCGCUUCAAGACAGUGUCUCGCUUCCGUCGAACGUUACGAUCAAGCCACAAACGUAUGGAAAGUUGUCAGUGAAAUGUCAGCACGUCGUUCGGGAGCUGGCGUCGGAGUUCUCGACAACUUAUUAUACGCCGUUGGAGGUCACGACGGUCCUCUUGUGCGAAAAAGUGUCGAAGCAUACAACCCCGAAACAGAUUCGUGGCAUUCUGUCGCCGAUAUGCACUUUUGUCGUCGAAACGCGGGCGUCGUUUCGCAUUGCGGGCAACUUUAUGUCAUCGGAGGCGAUGAUGGCACAAGUAAUUUAGCCUCCGUCGAAGUUUAUUGCCCCGAAAGUGACACUUGGCGAAUUUUGCCGGCAUCGAUGAGUAUCGGACGCAGUUACGCCGGCGUUUGCAUGAUCGAUAAACCGAUGUGAAAUGGACUGCAGGGCGCGAUUCAACAUGGUAUGGCGACGAACGACGACGAGAACAGUCAGGCCGAAGGUAUCCAGCAGCAGCAGCAGCAAGAAGGAGCUGUUGGCGGAGGGCCAGCAGUACAAAGUAGUACAAGUAGCAACUGUAGCAACAAUAACAAUAAUAGUAGCGCUCAUUACGAAAAUUUAUACGAAUCUGUUGAACCAUAUCAUGCUAUCGCCCCUGCACAAUCGCAAAACCAGCAACAACCGCAACAACCACAAAACGCUCAACCGUACCAUCCGCUCGCUUAUCGCAACGAAUUAUACGAUCGCGGCACAUAUGACGUCCCUCGCAAGCAACGCCCGCAGCAAAAUCCCGACGUAAAUCGUGUUCGUUACGCGAAUUUCCCGCGAAAUGCUCGACGACAACGAAGUUUUGAUGAUACCGAGUCGUAUCAAUAUGCUCCGUAUCCCAUUGAUGCUGUGCGUUAUGAAAAUAUGUAUGAACGGGUGCGCGAAGAAGAACCGGAAUACCAAAAUACGAAUCGUUAUGGAAGACUUGAUGUCAUUGGACAUGGAGUUGGGCGCAUUGAACGUCAUCUCUCAUCGAGUUGCGGAAAUAUCGAUCAUUAUUCGCUCGGAGGACAUUACGCAGUGCUUGGGCAUUCGCAUUUGGGCACUGUAGGACACAUAAGACUCAAUCCGGGAGGCGCACAAAAUAAUUCGAAGGAUUCUUCGUCGGCAAAAUCGUUCUUUAGCUGUUUGGGCGGCGAGAAUUCACAAUCUAUGACGAAUAUUGAUAGAGCUGGAAACGAAGCAACUCAAAGCACUCCAUCAGGCACUUACGCAUCAAUUCGCCCCAAUUCCGGCGCAAUCCCCAAACAAAGUCGCAAACAAGCACAAAAACAACAACAAAACUCCCGUUCAGUGUACGAUACGCCAUCGACAUCCGCAGCAUCUGCCUCAUCUGGAACAUCAUCAGCUGCGACAACAACUGCCAACGUGACAUCCAAUCAGGCGCAUCACAAUCCCGGAACGCUAAACCGAAUCUCAAAAUCGUCGCUGCAAUGGUUGCUCGUGAACAAAUGGCUUCCAUUGUGGGCUGGCGAAGGUCCCGAUUACAAAAUAAUCGACUUUAACUUCAUGUUUUCGCGCAAAUGCGACGGUUGCGAUGAACAACACGCAGGCAGCGGCGCCAAUCAGGGUCUUUUGCGUUUCCAGGGACAAGCGGAGAUGCGAAAUGGCGAAAUGAGACCUCAUAUUUACGAUUGCAUCGACACAAUUCCGCCGCCACGCGAAUAUCCAACGAUGAACGGGCCGUAUCCGCGUGUCAUUCGUCCUGUGCCGCAGCAACUUUCGCGCUUAAAUGAGUCCAGUGAGCUUUAUGAUCGUCCCAGAUGCCGAGAUUUUCAAGCAAGGCGCAAUGUUUUCGAUAAUUCCGCUGAAGAAGAUGCCGCGCCGGAGAAUUAUCAUCACGAUCCCUUCAGAAAUUGGGCUUUUAACUUUGAUGACAACACUUUUCGACCUGCGGGACGAGUUGGCGACACAAAUCGAGCACCUCGAGAAAUUCGUCGAAUCACUGAUGGCACAUUUCCGAAAGAUCCCUCGCCUCCAGCAGCAAAUCCCGAACCAAUUCCGAGCACAUCGCGCACUGAAUCGGAUUCUGCUUGUUCAUCGCAAUCAGGAUCGGUGUCAAGUGUCGUGCAAUUGCCCGUAAAUUCGGAAAAAACAGCGGUAAAUGUGCAUCAGGAACAACAAAACGAGAACACGGAAAGUUAUGCAUCGAAUCCACGCAGCAACAGCAGCCAUAGCUCGAGCAGCAACGAAAAUGACGAUGACAGAUCAUCUAUCGUCAUGUCCGAUAAUGAUCAGUAAAAAAUUCGCAACUUAAAUCUUGACGUGUCAAAUUUUAUAGAAAUUUUUUCCUGAAAAAAAUGGAGUUUUAUUCAAAUAUUUCAUGAGAUAAUCACACAAAAAAAUGAACGAAGCUUGCUGAUAAUUUUCUUUUUUUAUUAUCUCACGCAAUGUCAUGUAUUUAACCACUUUUAACAAAAAAAAUAAUAAUUUUUAUGGAAAUUUGACUGAAACCCUUAAAAAAUUUUUAAAAAAAGGAUUCAGUCAAAAAUUUUGGACUGUUACGAUGUAGAAUUGAAUUAAUUAAAAUAAAAAAUUAGAGUGAUAAAUACAAUAAAUUUUAAGCACAAAUCCCAACCCCAAAUAAAAUAAUAAAAUAAAUUAAUAAUUACCCAUAAAAAUCUCCCAAAAUAUCAAUAAUAAUUAAUAUACACAAAAAAAAUGUAGAUAGAAAAAAUUUGGAACUCAUAUUAAUUAAAAAAAAAUAAUUAAUUAAUAUUAAACAUAAAUGUCAAAUUAUUCGUAAACAAAAACUGAUUACUGAAAUUUUAUUGAAUUUUUAAUUUUUUUAUUACCUGACUUAAUCCGUCUUUUUAUCUUUCAUUUUUAAAUAUUUUUUUUAAUUCAAAAAAAUUUUAAAAAAUAUUUUUAAUUUUAUUAUUUUAAUUUUUUGUAAUAAAAUAAUUAAUUUAUGGACCCAAUUUUAAUAUUUUGUUAAAAAAAAGACCUUUUAUAAGCAUUUUAA
Molecule: messenger RNA, 4645 nt
Organism: Culicoides brevitarsis
Lineage: Eukaryota; Metazoa; Arthropoda; Insecta; Diptera; Ceratopogonidae
Gene: kel
Product: ring canal kelch homolog
Exons: 4
Molecular function (GO): protein binding
Source: RefSeq, a predicted model, not a curated record